This is a messenger RNA of Arabidopsis lyrata subsp. lyrata, 597 nucleotides long. RefSeq lists its product as uncharacterized. The transcript is spliced from 2 exons. The coding region runs from base 99 to 269 and encodes 56 amino acids. The record is from RefSeq and is a predicted model, not a curated record. NCBI's taxonomy places the organism in Eukaryota, Viridiplantae, Streptophyta, Magnoliopsida, Brassicales, Brassicaceae.
AACAACUUCCCAAAUAAACUAAACCCUGCGAAUUCGUCUUCCUUGUUGACCUGAAACUUGCGGAGGAGGAGUUUGAGAGAGAGGGAGAGAUCGAGGAUAUGGGAAUAAUAAGGAGCUGCUUCUCUUUCAUGGCGGGAUCAGCUUUUGGGGUAUACUUGGCCCAGAACUACAACGUUCCCAAUAUUCGUAAGCUCACCAACACCGGUCUCGUCGUCGCCAAGCACGUCGAAGAGAACUAUCGCAAGCCCAAAAAAGACGAUCCCCAAUGAUUUCCCGUUUCAAAUGUGAAGGUGAUGGAGAGAGAACAAUGGAGGUGGUGUUGCAAGGCUUUCUCAACAUAUUAGUUAGUAUUGGUUCUGCCAUUUGUGCAGAGAUUUGAUUUCACUAGCAAGUUAGAUAAUUUGACAAGGUUAUGGAAGUCCUCAGUGGUGGCUGCUGGUUUAUAACUUGCAUUCUUGUAUGAUUACUGAUACUAGAUUCAAACUAAACACAUCACUGUGUAUACUCUUUUCUUUCUUUUGUCAAGAUGUAAUAAUAACCAUAACGCAGCCAACAUCUUGUUGCCUUUUUGGUAUUUGAAGACCCUACUCUUUUCUU